UCUGAGAAGUUGAGAACACGCCCUCAACCCCCCUACAUAAGGAGGUAGGCUACGAGCGCUCGCUUAACAUUUCCUGUUUGCCAGAGUUGCAGAGAAACGCCAUUUUGUCUUUACGAGCGAGCAGCAAGGAACUUGUAACCAUGAGUGGAUGUCGAGUGUUCAUUGGUCGCCUGAGCCCUCACGCCCGUGAAAGAGACGUGGAGAAGUUUUUCAAAGGGUAUGGCAGGAUACGAGAGAUCAAUCUGAAGAAUGGAUUUGGAUUUGUGGAAUUCGAUGACCACAGGGAUGCAGAUGAUGCGGUUUAUGAGCUGAAUGGCAAGGAGCUGUGCAGCGAGAGGGUCACCAUUGAGCAUGCCCGGUCUCGUAGAGGAAGAGGAGGUGGUCCUGGAAUGGGUGGUGGUGGCGGCGGCGGCGGUGGUGGUGGUGGUGGCAGCGGACGGUUCUCCCCUCGCUUUGGAGGUGGCUAUCGCCAGUCUCGUAGUGGAGGUUCUAGGUAUGGUCCACCUGUUCGCACUGAGCACCGCAUCGUCGUGGAGAACCUCUCGUCUCGGAUCAGUUGGCAGGACCUGAAAGAUGUGAUGAGAAAAGUCGGGGAGGUGACGUUUGUGGACGCUCACAGACCCAAACAGAACGAAGGUGUGGUUGAGUUUGCCUCUCACAGCGAUAUGAAGAAUGCCCUUGACAAACUGAAUGGAACAGAGUUGAACGGACGCAAACUCAAGCUCUACGAGGACCGCAAGAGGAAUCGUAGCCGGAGCAGCUCUAGGUCCCGCAGCUACUCCCGCUCUCGCUCGCCCCGCUCCCGCUCCAAGUCCCCGAGCCGCAGCCGCAGCAGGAACCGCUCCCGCUCCAACCGCUCGCGCAGCCGCUCCCGCUCCGCCAGCCGCUCCCCGGACAAGAAGCCGUCCGUCAGCCGCAACGACGCGCCGCCCCGCUCCGUGUCCCGCUCCCGGUCUCGCUCCCGCUCCGUCACGCCCGUCCCCGAGCGCAAGGAGUCCCGCUCCCGCUCUCGCUCCAGGUCCCGCACGCCCCGCUCGCGCUCCGCCUCCGUGGAGAGCCAGCACUGAUGGGCGACGGAGAGAGUGUGUGUGUGUGUGUGACAGUGAGGCAGAAGUGUCGAUCUGUGUGUGUGUGUGUGUGCGCGUGUGUGUGAGGGGGUGAGGAUGAACUGAAGACCAGAGACCAUGAUUGUGGCUCGCUCCUGGAUUGCGGGGUGGGUCAGUUUGAGUAGAAUGUUGUGGGAGGUGAAGCCUCUCCACCCCCCCCCUCCCCCUGGCUCUCUUAUCAUUUUCCUCUUGUAGCCCUGUGUGUGUGUGAGUCAUGGCUCUCGGCCUCACUGUUGGACUGCAAGCUCCUGCCAUGUCAUCCUGUUUGGUUGAUAACCACCCACCAAGAUUUGCUUUUUGUUUUUUACCCCCUCGCUGCGGUGAACCGCUUUGACCUUAAACUGAGGAAAGAUUAAUUUCUUUGUUGUUCCCUCCCCCCCAACUCCUGUCUGUGUAGGAUUUUUCAAUUUCUCCUGCAGGUGGUUUUAUUUGUACCCUUGAGUGGGUGAUUGCGCGUGUGUGUGUGUCUGGCAUGGUGUCAUCCAGUCUCGAUUCCACAUCUUCCUCAGAAGCUCCUGGACUUGGCUUCCUGCAGUCAUGCCUCCUAUAGGCAUUGUGGGUAGUGUAAACAUGUAUGUGUGCGCACAAGCACUAUUGUAAGACUGUCCUGCUUCAGCUUGUUCUUUUUUUGUUUUUUUUUAAUAAACCUUUGUUUAGUCUUAAAGUUGAAGUUGAGAGAAAUUUAAGUGGGGAUGCACUUAAUGAUUCUUUUUGUUAUUUUAUGAAAGAUGAGGAUGAUUUUGUGUAAUGCUGUGUGGGCAUGUCUUCACCACAUUGAAUUGUUCUUGUGAGGUGACCUUCGUUGGACAACUUACUUUUUUUUCUCCCUUUAAUUUUUAUUUCUUUUUCUUCGUUAGCUUAACAUUGAGUGUCCUAUGGUUUGGAAUUGACCAUCCUUAACUCCUGAACCCCCAAAUUCCCAUUGAAAUGUGGUACAUCUGAAAUGAAACUGGUGAAAACACUUUGCUCACAGCGAUAUUUCUUAAGCAUUGGCUGUAAUCAUUUAAAAAGGGGAACGCCCCUGUCAAUUAAACAGAACUGUAGCAGUGACAACCUGUUUCUUUUUAAUUUGUACGUUUAUUCUACUGCUGGUGGUAAGAAGGAAAAACCUGCUUCUUGUCAUGUCAGAGUGGUCUCUCCUGCUGGCACAGCUAGAGAACUCCUCUUUUUGCCAGUAGGGGGAGUGGCUUCCUAUGCAGCUGUUUUAUCCAUAAAGCAACUGGAGUACUAGGGAGGGGCUGGGGUUAUAAUGUGGGUUAUACUCCUCAGGCUGCGCUAAUUUAACUGUUGACUGUGAUUUGUUAUAAAGAAUAAAAGACUUUAAGAUCUUA
Sardina pilchardus (European sardine) is the source of this 2437-nucleotide messenger RNA. RefSeq names its product serine and arginine rich splicing factor 5a (gene srsf5a). Gene Ontology annotation, cellular component: nucleus; cytoplasm. Lineage: Eukaryota; Metazoa; Chordata; Actinopteri; Clupeiformes; Clupeidae. Gene Ontology annotation, molecular function: mRNA binding. The transcript is spliced from 8 exons. The record is from RefSeq and is a predicted model, not a curated record. The coding region runs from base 141 to 1067 and encodes 308 amino acids.